GUAAAAUAUUUACUGGGAAAAUGAACUGUGAAAUAUGUCUUGAAGAAUACGAUGCUGAUAAUAAGCUUCCAAAAAUUCUAAGUCAGUGAGGCCAUUCCUUCUGAGAUACCUGAAUACUAAGGAUGUGGAAAAAUGGCAAGAUAAUAUGCCCAAAUUGCAAUUCAGAGAAUCUUGUUGCUGGGAUGAAGGAUCUACCCCAUACAAACUUUUCUCUACUUAAGUUAAUGCAAGGGAUCAAGAUGAAGAAAGGAUAUGAGAAAAUAGCGGAUAAGUACAAAGUAGUCAAUGUUGAUAACAUUCUCAAAAUCAAAGAAUUCAUUGAUAGAGAAAGUAAUCCAAAAGUGCUCAUCCUUCAUGGGCUAUAUGGAAGCGAAACAAUGUACAAAGAAGAGAUCUUUGAUGAUUCUAUUGAACCCAGAAUGUACUCUGUCAACUCUAAUUCAUUCCUUAUCAAUUAUCUAGGUCUCAAUAUAGAGACUUCGAACAUAUGGGCUUUGAGAAAAUAUAAAACUUGAUCUCAUAAGUUUUCCUGAUGCGAGAACUUAGGUAGAAAUUCUUCCUGGAGUUCUGUAACCUAUGGCUUCUUCAGACCUUUCAUCCAACUUGCAACUAAAUACCUCACAAAAAGAUGGAAAGGAGGUGAAAGUGAUGACCCUGUUAAGACAAUAUUCGACUCAAAAUACUUCUUCAUCGCUGAGAUAUCCUUCGUCGUACUCAUAAGUUUAGUCCAGUCAUACUCUUGUUUCUCAGCUCUGCUAAAUCUGAAGAAAAAGGAUCAUGAGGAGGAAUAAUUGGCAAGGAAAUUCUUAUAUUCAAUCUAAAUA
Molecule: messenger RNA, 824 nt
Organism: Moneuplotes crassus
Lineage: Eukaryota; Ciliophora; Spirotrichea; Euplotida; Euplotidae
Source: the annotation of a GenBank genome assembly